Molecule: messenger RNA, 1413 nt
Organism: Trichoderma citrinoviride
Lineage: Eukaryota; Fungi; Ascomycota; Sordariomycetes; Hypocreales; Hypocreaceae
Exons: 2
Coding region: 1-1413 (470 amino acids)
Biological process (GO): regulation of exit from mitosis; maintenance of rDNA
Source: RefSeq, a predicted model, not a curated record
AUGCCUCGACUCGUGCGGCGGCGGUCGCUCUGGGAGCGCAUCACGUCGAUGCUAAAUCCCAUGGACUUCUUGCUGUGGCUCUCGGAGGAGCUGGAGACGAGGGACUGGGACUCAAAGCUGGCGGGCACGCAGCUCGGCCUGGGCAUGAAUCUCGCCUUUCUGCUGGCGCGCGCCAACUCCGGGUCAUCGUCUGAGUGGUCCGACAGCGACAUCUUCAGCGACGAGACCAAUUCCGGAUUGCUUUCUUGGUUGACUUUCCCCAUUGUCUGGGGCCUCGUACUCUUCUCUUUCGUCAACGCGGCUUACGCCAUGACGCGAACGCGCAAAUACCGACUCUUCGAGGCAAACAUCGAGCAAGCGCCGUCAACGCCCUCUGCACGACGAGUCCAGCUUCAGUCAUCCCCCGCGACGACAUCCUCGCCGCUGCAAUAUCUCACCGACAAAAUCACAUCGAAUUCCGCCGAGGCGCGAGCACAUCCGGAUAAGAAGCGAGAUGUGUGGGAACUCGCCGUAUGGGACCCUCUGCCCAUAUCGCUUCGCCUCGUUUGCUUGUUCAGCCCGGGGCACGUUCUGGCCUACCUCCUCUUCUUGCCUCUAGAGCCGCUAGACCCUCAGCCUAGUGUGACGGUGUUCAACACCCUCAUCCUGCAGGUGGUGCUCUCCGGACAGAUGCUGUUCCUCUCUUCGCGGUUUGCGCAGCAGGCAAAGGACAACGCCAUCAUUCAGAAGGAGGUCAUGAACGAGUACAACACCAAGUUUGUUCAUCCUCGCCUUCACCCGGUCGUCCGAGAUGUGGGAACCCAGGUUGCAGCCGAGCAUUCCGCCAAGGGUCGUGGAUUCGUCGAGGUUGGCACACCGACAACCUUGAUCAGGAAGUCUUAUGCUACGCGAGCCACUUCUACUCCUCAUGCCGGCUCCAUUGGUACCCCGUAUACUGGCCGGUUCAAUGCCAUGAAUCCGCAACCGUUCAGCUCAACGGUUCCCAGGCGCUCGGAAACCCUUCCCACCGAUUUGGACCAGCCUCGCUCUACUUCUACUUUCCGGCAGAGCAUGAUGGCUGAUCCGGUCUCGACUCCGACCCCGGCGUCAGCGGCAGUCACGGCCCCUGUGCCACUCUCAGCUACAUCCGCAAACACCACCAACUUUGGGGGCAACAUGGGCAUAUACAAUCACAAUAAGUCUCCUCUCAAGAAGUCCAUUGGCCUUGGCACGUUUAACGACGCGGCCUCGCCCCGAAACUCGCGAGAGAUGGCGGCGCUGGAGCAGCAGAGGCAUCUGGCACGGCCUGGCAGCCCUACCAAGAACGCCGAUUCGCACCGACCAUCGAGCAUCAACGGCAGAGGCGUAUCGAAUCCCUUUUCAAGCAUGACGCCGAAUAGGACGACACAGCAAGACAGGUCUAGUAGGUGGUAG